AUGAGCGUGUUUGAAAUUCUGGAGAUGGACGGACGAGACUCUGCCUUUCUGGCCGCGAGGAGCAGAUUACCCAGAGACCCCAGUGUGGUGGGCGGAGUCUGUACGGGGAAUGAAGACUCCUCCCCCUGCAGUAGCCAGGGGGAGGGGCCAGAUGACAACCAGCUGGAGGAUGUGCUGUGUGAGCUGGGAGCGGGGGCGGAGCUUAACCUGGAGCUAGACUUGAGGGUGGAGCCUGAGGACAGCAUGCAUCUUCAGGGGGAGGGGCUUAGCUGGGAGACGAACGAGCCAGAGGCCAGUCCUGAACCGACAGCAGCCUCCACAGAUCUCUCCAAAGCAUCGUCUCUGUCGGAGCAGCUCCUGCAGGGUCGUGAGGAGGGGGUGGGGCUAAACAUGGAGUGUCGUAUCUGUGGCGACAGAGCAUCAGGAUUCCACUACGGCGUUCAUGCCUGUGAGGGAUGCAAGGGAUUUUUCCGAAGGACCGUACGUCUGAAGCUGGAAUAUGGUAAAUGUGACCGCAGCUGUAAAAUCCAAAAGAAAAGUCGGAAUAAAUGUCAGUUCUGUCGUUUUCAGAAGUGUCUGAUGCUCGGGAUGUCCCAUGAUGCGAUCCGAUACGGGCGGAUGCCAGAGGCAGAGAAGCGUAAGCUAGUGGCGGGUCUGUUAGUUGGGGAAAAGAGCUCUCAGAACUCCAGCGGGUCAGAUCUAAAAUCUCUCGCCAAACGGGUCAACAACGCCUACCAGAAGAAUCUGAACAUGACCAAGAAGAAAGCUCGCAACAUCCUGACAGGGAAGACCAACGCAAGCCCGCCGUUUGUCAUUCAUGACAUGGACUCGCUGUGGCAGGCGGAGAACGGGCUGGUCUGGAAUCAGGUGAUUAACGGAGCUCCGCCCAAUAAGGAGAUCGGUGUGCACGUGUUUUACCGCUGUCAGUGCACGACCGUGGAAACUGUACGAGAGCUCACAGAGUUCUCCAAAAGCAUACCGGGAUUCAUCAACCUUUUCUUGAAUGACCAGGUGACGCUGCUGAAAUACGGGGUCCAUGAGGCGAUCUUCGCCAUGCUGCCAUCGCUCAUGAAUAAAGAUGGGCUGCUGGUGGCAAACGGGCGAGGCUUUGUGACGAGAGAGUUCCUGCGCAGUCUCCGCAAACCCUUCAACGAGAUCAUGGAGCCGAAGUUUGAGUUUGCAGUGAAGUUCAAUGCUCUCGAGCUGGACGACAGCGACCUGGCUCUGUUUGUAGCCGCCAUUAUCCUGUGUGGAGAUCGUCCAGGUCUUAUGAACGUCCACCAGGUGGAGGAGAUCCAGGACAACAUCCUCCAGGCCCUGAAUCAUCACCUGCAGCUCAAUCAUCCCGACGCCAGCUUCAUCUUCCCCAAACUGCUGCAGAAGCUGGCAGACCUGCGCCAGCUGGUGACGGAGAAUGCGCAGCUGGUGCAGAAGAUCAAGAAGACAGAGUCUGAGACGUCGCUGCACCCGCUGCUGCAGGAGAUCUACAGGGACAUGUACUGAGCCAAACCAUUCCAGGCGGAUCACUGUGACCUUCAGCUCUCGGGCAAUCAGUGCAAACUGAACUCUAAUCCAGACCGGGUCACCUGUGGCGGGGCGAUGCGUUUGUGCGGAUCAAAGAGAAGUCAGCGAAACAGAAUAUUGUGCUGUUAGCUGUUUAAACACAACGGCCACAAUAUCUUGUUUUUUGCUGUAAACGACUUCAAUUUGCAGCAGUGCAUUCCUAUUCAUGAUGGGGGCGCGAUGCAGUGUUUUUUAAGGCUACGUUUACACCAAAACGAUGUAGAC
Molecule: messenger RNA, 1788 nt
Organism: Carassius carassius (crucian carp)
Lineage: Eukaryota; Metazoa; Chordata; Actinopteri; Cypriniformes; Cyprinidae
Product: peroxisome proliferator-activated receptor delta-like
Exons: 7
Coding region: 1-1503 (500 amino acids)
Biological process (GO): cell differentiation; negative regulation of inflammatory response; regulation of lipid metabolic process
Cellular component (GO): nucleus
Molecular function (GO): nuclear receptor activity; zinc ion binding; RNA polymerase II cis-regulatory region sequence-specific DNA binding
Source: RefSeq, a predicted model, not a curated record